AUGGCGCGGACCAUUCAGUCAGGUCCGAAAGGGAAGGCUGUUGGUGCAAUGGUGGUUGCUCCUCGCCUGGGUAAAACAGGCGCGGUGACCUCCGUUCAAAAGCAAAAGGUGGAACGAGUUGGGGUAUCUCAAAAUGUCGAGACCGUGCAGAAUAACGUGAAGGUGAGGCAAGAGUCGGCAGUGCAGCUUAAACAGAGUCAGGAACUGGUUCAGAUCAUGCUCAAUGCAUCGAUCGGAUCUCUAUUUUACCUGAGGUGGGAUCGAUCUAAUGGGCCUGCUGAAUUUCGACUGAUUUCUAUCCAUAGGGGAUUCCUUCCAUUGACGUGCUUCGACACGCGGUACUUGGAGACCAAGUCAAACGCGAGCAUUUCCUAUAAGGAUUUUAUCGAACAGGACUCUAACUCAAAAGUAUCCACUAAAAGCCAGCCGUUGAGAAUUCUACUAAGGAACCGUGGUCCCACCGCCGAUGCCAUCCUGGAUCUCCUGGAACAUGGAGUAUUCGAUGCCAUUGAUAAAUGCGUUUUAGAAGCUGUGCAGCUUACCAUUAGCCGUGAAAGAGACAAUCCUCUGCACAUCCUCGAAAGCUACACAUUCUCUUUUGCUUAUAGGCUUAACGACAAGGAUAAGACUGGGAAUCUAGCGAGCGUGUCGCUUGAUAACGGCGAAUGCAUCAUGGAAAUGGGGACUUUCCGAACUGCGAAGAUGGGACUAGAAAUGAUCAUCCGACGGCUAAUAACGCUCACCAAGAGAUUUCUUCAUGUCCACUUGAUGUACACCGAAGAUUGCCCGCCUACCUAUGAACCACCGGGAUUUAAGAGCACCGCCGUUGAAGAAAUUUCCUUUCCCCGGAUAGAGAACUGGACAAAGGAAACACAGUCUUGCGGUGUCAUGCAUGGGCCUCACCACAGUGUUAGCUUGAAAGUCACUUCCCUCCAGUGGUCUGGGGUUGGCGAUGAUCAGAUUCCCGACAGUCUCGAGUACUCAGAUGGGACCUCGCGAGAGUGUGACAUUGGGAUUGACCAACCUGCUGAGGCCCAGGCUGAAACGCCAGGAUCCCCACGAGAUUACCCAGAAGAAUUGCCGCAUGAGUCAACUCAAAUCCGUAAAGAUGUGGCAGACCGAAGAUUUCUUCAACAAAUGCUCGAACCCUCCAGUGUUGACACCAGCAUGGAUCCUACACAAAAGGUUUUCUAUUCAGACGCAGGCGCUGUUCUCAAACCCCAGCUUUCUCAGAACAAGGCCACUGAAAUCGCUAGAGAGAGAAACCAAUCACCACGAGCACAUCUGUUGCAGCCUACAAAUAGCGACGCUGUGCCCGUUCGUUGCCAAUGUGGCUGGAAUCGAGAGGAAGGAGAUAUGGUUAGUUCUGUCUAG
Uncinocarpus reesii 1704 is the source of this 1374-nucleotide messenger RNA. RefSeq lists its product as uncharacterized. The transcript has 7 exons. Gene Ontology annotation, biological process: meiotic recombination checkpoint signaling; synaptonemal complex assembly. The coding region runs from base 1 to 1374 and encodes 457 amino acids. NCBI's taxonomy places the organism in Eukaryota, Fungi, Ascomycota, Eurotiomycetes, Onygenales, Onygenaceae. Gene Ontology annotation, cellular component: nucleus. The record is from RefSeq and is a predicted model, not a curated record.